GCCAUAGUGUCCUCCUUGAAGCGUCGCAUACUUUACAUUGGUAGACCGCACGUUCACAUCAGAUAGCAUAGGUGAUAUUGGCCAUCAAGGGCAAAGGAACUUGAAGAAAUAGAUAUGGCAGCUAAAGAUGUACCGUUACACGAGGCGGCGAAACCAUUGCAAUGGUUGCUUGGCAAAUGGAAAGGCCAGGGCAAGGGAAUCUACCCUACCAUCAAAGAUUUUGAGUACAUUGAAGACCUAGAGUUCUUCCAUGUUGGUCAACCAAUGCUCCAGUUCAGCUUUUAUUCUGUACACAAAGACACAAAUAAAAUCCUGCACAGAGAAGUUGGAUUUCUUCGAAUCAAACCUGGAACCAAUCAAGUGGCAUUCAUAUCAUCUCACAACAACGGUGUCAGUGAGAUGGCUGAGGGGACGAUGGAAGGUCAGAGUGUCGGCCUGGAAUCGCACACUCUAGGACGCAUGUCUUUCGGUAAAGAUCCUCAGACAAAGAAGUUGAAGAGAACCCUAACGCUAGAGGGAGACACACUACAUCAGGUGUUGUUUAUGGAGACAAGUAACGUCACUAUGACUGAACAUUUACGAGCAACUUAUAAAAAGGUGGAAUACUAGUAGUUCAAUGGAACCCAAAGUCAUUAAUUAAUUAUAUAUGAGUUCCAUUCACAGUGAGUCAGGCGUACUCUAUACAUGUACUUUGAUCAUUGUUGAUCUGACAGCGUGGUUAGCUUUUUUCUUCUAGUCAAUACCGCCAUCUUUGCCAGUUGCUUACAAAGAUCUACGACACAAAUUGUUCUCAGAAUCAUAAGGAAUAGCAAUGUACAUGUAUAAUACAUGUAUAAGAAGACUUAGUGUUAUGCUACUUAAUCAAAAUAAAUUCUGGAAGAAACA
Magallana angulata is the source of this 885-nucleotide messenger RNA. Its product is annotated as peroxynitrite isomerase THAP4-like. The coding region runs from base 115 to 609 and encodes 164 amino acids. The transcript has 6 exons. The record is from RefSeq and is a predicted model, not a curated record. NCBI's taxonomy places the organism in Eukaryota, Metazoa, Mollusca, Bivalvia, Ostreida, Ostreidae.